AUGGACCAGUUGCUUAAUUGCUUCAUACAGGCUGUCGGGGAUGUCGAAGUGUUUCCUAGCUUCACUGAAGUUUUGGCAGUGAACGAUAAUUGGUACUCUGUGGACAAAUCCAAAUUGGACAACGAGGUGUUUUUGAAUUUUGUGCAGAUGCAUGCGGACGCGGAAACCGAACGGUUCUUGAACGAUUCGAUCGAGCAGAGCGACAGGCUGUUGGCGCAAGUGUGGAAAUCGAUGGUGUCAUCCGUGCUGAACGUGUUCAUGACGAAGACUUCGAUCAACGGGAGAAUUGGAAGCAGACCGAAAAGCAACAACACUGGGCCUGAUGUAAAAAAAUAAAUAAUAAUAUGUGUUUAAUAUUUAACGAAAGUAAAGCAAAAUAAAAGGUAUUACCACUCGGAGAAUACAACCAAUGCCCAAAAGGAUUGACUAUAGGAAAAAUCAGAUUUGAGACUAUUAAAUUGGCUUAUAUCGAAGUUGAACUGUAUAUGGUGUGAACCAGUUUUAGACGUGAAGAA
Messenger RNA from Diuraphis noxia (Russian wheat aphid), 515 nucleotides. Its product is annotated as protein-L-histidine N-pros-methyltransferase. Gene Ontology annotation, molecular function: protein-L-histidine N-pros-methyltransferase activity. The record is from RefSeq and is a predicted model, not a curated record. Lineage: Eukaryota; Metazoa; Arthropoda; Insecta; Hemiptera; Aphididae.